AUGGCCUCAACACUGAAGCGUCUUCUCCGUGCUUUUGCCCUAGCAGCGCCCCCCAGCCGGCCGAGAGACGUCUGGCUUAGCAGGGCCACACUGGUCAGGCCCUGCCAGGCCUGCAGUCCGACAUGCAGCGACACCAGUACGCGGGGCCACGGCCGGCACAGGAGCGGUGCUGCAGCCACCCCUGGCACGGAGGCGACCCUUUCCAUCUGCCGCCUCGUUCCUGCCUGGCAGCAGUGGCGGUGCCGGGAAGUGGCAGAUGCAGAGUGUGACCUGCUUUUCCUUUGCCCUCCAGAGCGAGUUGCCAUCUGGGAAGCGGUGGCUGCCUACCAGGAGCAGCUGCUGGUGCAGAAGGGGGUCUGGAUUCCCACCUUCGGCACCUUUGACACCGUCCCCAAAGAGGUCCGGACUGAGGAUGGGACCGUGACCCUGCGGUGGCCCGUGUUUAACCUGGCUUCAAACCUCACAGCCACGCACCACCUCAAGCCCCACAAGGAGUCCCUGCCAGGAAGACAGUCAGAGAGAGCAGCAAGGAUUGCUGGAGCGCUGCGUCACACCGCUCGCUGUCUUCUCCUGUCGCGCAGGUUUCAAAUGGAGUUUGUAGCCAAACCACCUCCCGCAAUACACCGCAAGUCCUCAGGAAGCCUCUCUGGUCAGGAGACGCCAAAGCAAGAAGGCACUUUGCCACCUCUGGACCAGGGCAAGGAAGUGCAAGGAUACGGUCCCCAAAAGCCACCCUGCCACCUCAUCAUCGCCACCCAGCUCCUCUUUCCCAAGGCCACCCAGCCGUCCUGA
Lagopus leucura (white-tailed ptarmigan) is the source of this 792-nucleotide messenger RNA. RefSeq lists its product as uncharacterized. NCBI's taxonomy places the organism in Eukaryota, Metazoa, Chordata, Aves, Galliformes, Phasianidae. The record is from RefSeq and is a predicted model, not a curated record.